AUGAGCGUACCAGGACCACAGUCGGCGACUUUGGCAGAUAAGGCCGAUAUCAGCGUUAUAGAAGCCACGGACAGGCUUGAGAACGACGCGAACGCCACCCCUAAACUUCAACCACUGCUCAAAUCUGAGAACCUCGAACGCAACAAUGCUUUCCUGUCAGCGCCGCUCUCAGCCCCUAUACGACCACUGUCGCCCGACACACUUUCUAACCUAUCGUUUGACGAGUACGAGGCAAUAAGGCCAGGCCGCUCACGUCACCGCUCUCAAGAUCAUGCCCGGACGCUUUCUCUAUCGCCCGCGCCGGUGAUUCGGGGUGGCAUCAGAGGGCGUUUCGACAAGUUUUGGGUCCGGAACAAAGGUCUUGCGUAUAUGUUACUGGCCCAAAUCUUUGGAACCCUCAUGAACGUGACUACCCGGUUACUGGAGAUCGAAGGCAACAGAGGUAAAGGAAUGCAUCCAUUCCAGAUCCUCUUCGCCCGCAUGGGCAUCACGUUCUUCCUGGCCAGCGUUUACAUGUGGUGGAAGAAGACUCCGCAUUUCCCACUCGGCAUGCCGGAGGUACGAGGGUUGUUGGUCGCUCGUGGACUAUGUGGGUUUUUUGGCGUCUUCGGGAUGUACUAUUCGCUGCUCUAUCUGCCUUUGGCGGAUGCGACUGUGAUCACCUUUCUGGCUCCAAGCUUAGCGUGCUGGGCAUGCUCGAUCUUGAUCAACGAACCUUUUACGCGGGUGGAGAAGAUUGCUGGGCUUGUCUCUGUAGUCGGCGUCAUCUUCAUCGCUAAGCCGACUACGCUUUUCGCAGGCUUGAGUGGAGGAGGUGACAGUCCGCCGGCAAGCGGCAACAGUAAUGCUUCACCAUCCGGCAACGGCACUACCUCUGAGACUCCUGGCGCUGAUGCUGGCUCUUACGAGAAGGUUACGCCUGCCCAACGGUUGACAGCUGUUGGGAUUGCAUUGCUGGGAGUUCUGGGCAGCGCAGCUGCUUACACCACAAUUCGAUGGAUCGGCAAACGGGCCCAUCCUUUGCUCUCCGUCAACUACUUUGCGGGGUGGUGCUUUCUGGUCAGCAUCGUCAUGCAGGUUGUGCUGCCAGACGUCGGUUUCGUCCUGCCUGCUGAUUUGAAGGAGUGGGGAUACUUGAUCUUCCUUGGGAUCUGCGGUUUUGUUAUGCAAUUCCUUCUCGCCGCAGGUCUCGCCUACGAAAAGUCUUCUCGUGCGACCAACAUGACCUACACACAGAUGCUGUUUGCUCUGGGGUUCGAUAAGCUCAUAUUCGGACAUACACCUGGCGUCAUGAGCAUCAUUGGCUCCAGCCUGAUUCUCAGCUCGGCGCUUGUGGUGGCAAUACAACAGGAUCCUGAUCGUUCGCAGGAGCAGAAGGACAAUGCUCGAGAAGGCAGCGUUGAUGAGGAGAGUCGGACUGGCCUGAUGGCCAAUGUGGGAGAGUCGGAGGAUCAUGAUCGGUUGCCGGUGCAGGAAGUGCACAUGAGGACACUACGAUAG
Messenger RNA from Saxophila tyrrhenica, 1500 nucleotides. RefSeq lists its product as uncharacterized. Gene Ontology annotation, cellular component: membrane. The transcript is spliced from 2 exons. The coding region runs from base 1 to 1500 and encodes 499 amino acids. NCBI's taxonomy places the organism in Eukaryota, Fungi, Ascomycota, Dothideomycetes, Mycosphaerellales, Extremaceae. The record is from RefSeq and is a predicted model, not a curated record.